Molecule: messenger RNA, 1015 nt
Organism: Hipposideros armiger (great roundleaf bat)
Lineage: Eukaryota; Metazoa; Chordata; Mammalia; Chiroptera; Hipposideridae
Gene: AK1
Product: adenylate kinase 1
Exons: 8
Coding region: 261-845 (194 amino acids)
Biological process (GO): nucleoside triphosphate biosynthetic process; ATP metabolic process
Cellular component (GO): cytoplasm
Molecular function (GO): nucleoside diphosphate kinase activity; ATP binding; AMP kinase activity
Source: RefSeq, a predicted model, not a curated record
GGGUGACUGGCGAGGACAGGCAGGGCACGCACUGGCCCCAGCGCCCAGCCGCACCCCACCCCCAGCUUUCUUCCCUGCCCUGGGGAGCCAGAGCGUUGCCAAGGUGUCCAGCAGAUGCAGGACUGGGCUCUGUUUUCUGGGACUUGCGAGGGGAGCCGCUGCGCAGUUGCUGGUGUCUCAGUUUAUGCCCCUCAGUGGCCAGGAGGAAGCUGCUGCCCUUCCUGACAGAGCACUGACUCGGCUCCCGGAACCUUGGCAGGAUGGAAGAGAAGCUGAAGAAAACCAAGAUCAUCUUUGUGGUGGGCGGGCCCGGCUCAGGGAAGGGCACCCAGUGUGAGAAGAUUGUCCAGAAGUACGGCUACACCCACCUCUCCACCGGGGACCUUCUGCGGGCCGAGGUCAGCUCCGGCUCGGCCAGGGGCAAGAUGCUGUCGGAGAUCAUGGAGAAGGGGCAGCUGGUGCCACUGGAAACAGUGUUGGACAUGCUCCGGGAUGCCAUGGUGGCCAAGCUAGAUGCUUCCAAAGGCUUCCUGAUCGACGGCUACCCUCGGGAGGUGCAGCAGGGGGUAGAGUUUGAGCAGAAGAUCGGAGAGCCCACGCUGCUGCUGUAUGUGGACGCAGGCCCCGAGACGAUGACUCAGCGGCUCCUGAAACGUGGAGAGACCAGCGGGCGUGUGGAUGACAACGAGGAGACCAUCAAGAAGCGGCUGGACACCUACUACAAGGCCACAGAACCUGUCAUCGCCUUCUAUGAGAAACGAGGCAUUGUACGAAAGGUCAAUGCCGAAGGCUCUGUGGACAGUGUCUUCUCCCAGGUCUGCACUCACCUAGACACUCUCAAGUAGCAACGCUGGAACCCCUUCUCCAGCUCAGAGCCCCGCCCCACCCCUGUCCUGACUCAGGAGUCCUGGCCUGAGCUCAGCGCCUCCACCCAGCCCAGCGGGAGCAUAGACAGAGGAAGCCACUUUAUCCUGUUUUCAUGGACAGCUGAACACUAAAGGAAUUUCCGAGGACA